This is a messenger RNA of Aphanomyces astaci, 2323 nucleotides long. Its product is annotated as delta l-pyrroline-5-carboxylate synthetase. Lineage: Eukaryota; Oomycota; Saprolegniomycetes; Saprolegniales; Verrucalvaceae. Gene Ontology annotation, cellular component: cytoplasm. The record is from RefSeq and is a predicted model, not a curated record. Bases 36 to 2231 code for a protein of 731 amino acids. Gene Ontology annotation, molecular function: glutamate 5-kinase activity; glutamate-5-semialdehyde dehydrogenase (NADP+) activity; ATP binding. The transcript is spliced from 4 exons.
AACAGUCGUAUUUUGGUAUUUGGCGAUUCGUAGACAUGGUAACUGGGCAGCGCAAUCUCGCGCGCAAGGACUUUCAGCAUGCGAAGCGUAUUGUGAUCAAGAUGGGGACGAGCGUCGUGUCUACAAAUGGAGAGCCUGCUCUCGGACGACUGGCGUCCCUCGUGGAGCAGGUCAGCAUGUUGAAGCGGCAAGGGAAGGAAGUGUUGCUCGUCACGUCGGGGUCCAUUGGAAUUGGGCGGAAGAAGCUGCACAAGCAACUGCUCUUAUCAGCGUCGCUUCGUAUGCACGUCCAAGGCGGGACGGAGCAGCAUCACGCGCUCGACGCGAAGAAAGGCGCAAUGGCCGCCGCGGGCCAGGUUGGACUCAUGGCACUCUACGAGACGCUGUUCUCCAUGUACGACGUCGCUUGCUCCCAGGUACUAGUGACGGAAGCCGAGUUUCGAACCCCCGAGCACCGCGCCAACAUCCGCGACACACUCCUGCAUCUUCUCGACAUGGACGUCCUUCCCAUCGUGAACGAGAACGACGCGAUCUCCGCGGGCUUGUACCGUGAUGAAGACGGCGUGUUCACCGACAACGACUCGCUCGCGGCGCUGAUCGCCGGCGAAACCAGCGCGAACCUGCUCGUGCUGCUCACGGACGUCGACGGUGUAUUUGACAAGCCGCCCACCGAGCCCCAUGCCAAGGUGCUGUCAGUGUUUGGUGCAGGCGGCCCCAUCGUCUUCGGCGAAAAGUCGUCUGUCGGCCGCGGCGGCAUGCAAGCCAAGAUUCGAUCGGCACAGCGCGCGCUGGCUCAAGGCGUGAACGCGGUCGUGAUUGCGAGCGGGUUCAAGUACGGAAUCCUCGACUCCAUCAUGAAAGGCACGGUCGUGGGCACGCUCUUUGUGCCCAACCCGUCAGCUUUAACGCCCGUCAACUCGCCCGAGGACAUGGCGGUUGCCGCGCGGGACGGCAGCCGCGCCUUGUUGGAGCUGUCGUCAGCGGAACGUUCCAGCAUCGUUCUGCGCCUGUCGCAGCUGCUCGUAGAUGAAUCGCCGCGCAUCCUUGAAGCGAACCGCAAGGACCUGGACGCGGCGUCAUCCAGUUUGGACCCGCAACUCCGCAGCCGACUCAAGUUGACCCACGAUAAGCUCGUCACGUUAUCUCAAGGCAUUGCAAGCGUCGCCGGCCAAGAUGAACCGCUGGGACGGGUCCUAUCUCUCAUGGAAGUAAGUUCGGGGCUCGUGCUCGAGCAGGUGACGGCCCCCAUCGGCGUCCUCCUCGUCGUGUUCGAGUCCCGCCCGGACUCUCUGCCCCAGAUCGCCGCCCUCGCGCUCCGCUCCGGCAACGGUCUGCUGCUCAAGGGCGGCAAGGAGGCCAAGCACUCAAACGCGUGCCUGCAUGCGCUCGUGCAAGACGCGAUCCGCCUCGAAACCAGCAAGGUGCCGCCGUCGGUCGUGGGCCUCGUUACCACCCGCGACGACGUCGGCGCCCUCCUCGCGCUCGACCAUGUCGUGGACCUGUGCAUCCCCCGCGGGUCGAACUCCCUCGUGUCGCACAUCAAGAAGAACACUCGGAUUCCCGUGCUCGGCCAUGCCGAAGGUGUCUGCCACGUGUACAUUCACGACAACGCCGACCUGGUUAAAGCCACCAAAGUGGCAGUUGACGCCAAGACAGACUAUCCCGCCGCCUGCAAUGCACUGGAAACCCUCUUGAUCGACGAAGCAAUCGUUGAGCGCGGGGCGCACCACGCGAUUCUCGACGCACUUGUGGCCGCGGGGGUAACUUUGUACGAAGGUCCCCGGGCCGCGAAAUUGCACUUGGUGCCUGGCGCCCUGGCAGCGCCGAGCUUGUCGCAUGAGUACGGAUCGUUGGGGCUGACGGUGGAAGUGGUGGCGGGAGGUGUGGACGGAGCCAUGGCCCAUAUCAACCGAUACAGCAGCGGCCACACCGAGUGCAUCAUCACGGAAGACGCGGCGGUCGCGGAAACAUUUUUAAACGGCAUCGACAGCGCCUGUGUGUUUCACAACGCGAGCACGCGGUUCGCCGACGGGUUCCGGUUUGGGCUGGGGGCAGAAGUAGGCAUCAGCACGGGGCGCAUCCACGCGCGGGGCCCCGUGGGGGUCCAAGGACUCCUCACGACCAAGUGGAAGCUGCGGUCCGCCAAAGUGCACACGGUGGCGGCGUUCGGCCAAGGCGGCACCGACACGUACACGCACAAGACCCUGCACCCGACGACAAGUAAAUUGUAGUAUACGAAAAGCUACUUACUUGUACUACUACUAUUGUCAAGAGAUCGAUCGACAACCUACCCUACCUUGUAAUGUAAACGUCCGUGUGCGAA